UCCACCGGUCAUCCUUGGUGCGUGAUUCGUUACAUCCCCCUACCGCGAUAAAGUGGAAAGUGGUUGCUCGUUUUCGACUUUUCGACCCUUUCGAUCCAUCUUCGUCCUUUUCUUCUUCUUCUUCUUCUUCUUCUUCUUCGCCGUUGGGAAAGUAACAAGAAGGGGUUGGUGGAGGGGGAGGUGGUGCGAGACGGGAAGAAGGUGAAGUGCGUUGAAGGAAGAAGUGGUGUUCGCGUGUGCCUUCCAACAAGGAUAAACGGGAAGAGUAGUAGCAAAAGUGUGCUUCCCCGGUUUAUACAGUUUUCUUUCUCUCCCCCUUUUCUCCCCUUCGAUUCGACGAGGAAGCGGAUUCGGAAAAUCGUGAAGAAGGAGAGAAAGAAUAUGCGGAGGAGGAGGUUGACGGCGAUCGAGAUUGUCGCGGGUGGGAAUAGUUGUUGAUAAACAAGCAAGAAGUGGAGAGAGUGUCGGUGGUUGAUUAACUGUCGGGUGCAACGACAGCGCCGAUCCGAAUUUUCCUUUUGCUCCUGAUGUCCUGAUAAUCGAUAAGCGUGUGGUAUAGGUGGUGUAGAGAGGACCGCCUAGGCCGGCAGCGAUCGGCCUUAUCGACGCCGAGAGAAUUUCGUCUUCGCCGAGGGACAUCCUCGAAUAAAUGUUGAGAAAAGCCAACGUGUUUCAUCCCUCGACGCGAGGUCAUCCGAGGCUCCCGAGUGUCCAAAGAGUCGUCGGGAUGCCGAUCUCCCUGAGAAAUCAUAGGAUCACGUAAAACCUGGACCCGGUAAUCGGUCUACCGAGAGAUCAUCCCCCCCGUCCCGCCCCCUCCCGCCCCGUUGCGGGGGAUCGACGUAAUCAGUCGCGUCAGCACAAUUUAGGAACGAAGGAACUCGUCGCCGAGAGCGGUGUAGCACUUUCGUCGAUUCGCGGCUCGCGAACCGAUGCACCAAAAAGGCUGAAGGAUGGAGGCUAGCGAGUGGGAUCACGCGACCUUGAGAGAAGAGGAAUUCGAGCAGCAUGCGGUAUAUUUGGUACCGGAUGUGUCGGCAUCGCCUGGCGAUACCAAUCGUGCGGAGGCAUCCCUGCCAAGAAAUUUGGUCCUCAAACCUUCUCAGGCCCUCAACGAUGUUUUGGGCGUGUGGAGCACGAGUUACAUACCCAAGGGGACACGGUUCGGUCCCCUCGUGGGCCAUGUGUACACCAAGGACUCGGUGCCGGCCGAUGCGAACCGGAAGUACUUCUGGAGGGUGUACAAAAACAACGAGCUGUUCUACUACAUCGACGGUUAUGACGUCCAGAAAUCAAAUUGGAUGCGUUACGUAAACCCGGCUUAUUCGUCCGAAUCGCAGAACCUAAUAGCAUGCCAGUAUAAGAUGAACAUUUAUUUUUACACGAUCAAGCCGAUACUACCGAAUCAAGAGCUUCUGGUGUGGUAUUGCAGGGAGUUCGCGGAAAGGCUCAAUUACCCGUUGACGGGUGAACUAAUGCUUCAAAGAAUACGACAACAAGUACAACAAUCCGCGUUGCCGACGGAAAUCCCAGCGACCGUCGAUGUGGUGUCACCCCUGAAGGACUCGUCGAUUUACGAGAGACGGUCGCAAAUGACCCCGACGGACGGUUCGGUGAGGUCGGACGAGGGCUACCAUUCGAACGGUUAUCACGACGAGAUCCUCACCCCGCCGGAGGAGAGCAGCGAGUCGGACUCGGAGAACAAUUACGUGCUGGAUUUCAGCAAGAACGCGAAAACGUCGGUGUGCAGCAACGAGGUGGUGAAGCAGGACAAUGCGGCCGCGAAGAACGAGUACAGGAAGGUUAAGAUCAAGAUCACGAAGACGUACGGCAACUUUCAAACGUCGAAGAGUCUGGAUGGAAACGGGAAGGACAAGGAUCAGGAGUUGGCCAGCAGGGCGGUGACCCCGGAACUGCAGAAACCCGUGUCGCCCAUAAUUCUUCAGAAGAGCGUGGUCCUGGCCGCGGCCACCGAGGACGAGAUGAGGCUGGAGGCAGCGACGAGCAGUCAUCAAUUGCCGACCUCGUCCACGAUGCAGAUCGACGGCAAUCAGACGUUGAUAGCCGGCACGCACAAUCUUCACCUGGGCCAUCACCCGGGCCUCACCAUCCACGCCAACUCCUCGUCCUCCCUCAACCGUUACUCGCCCGCCAGCUCCUUGUCCCCGGACGAUCACGGCUGCUCGCAGAGCGGCUCGCUGAGUCCGAACUCGCAAGGGUCGAGGGGUUACAGGUCGUUGCCGUACCCGUUGAAGAAGAAGGACGGCAAGAUGCAUUACGAGUGCAACGUGUGUUGCAAGACGUUCGGCCAACUGUCGAAUCUCAAGGUACAUCUGAGGACCCAUUCCGGCGAGAGGCCGUUCAAGUGUAACGUUUGCACCAAGAGUUUCACGCAGCUGGCCCAUCUGCAGAAGCAUCAUCUCGUCCACACCGGUGAAAAGCCGCACCAAUGCGAGAUCUGCAAGAAGAGGUUCAGCUCGACCUCGAACCUCAAGACCCAUCUGAGACUGCAUUCCGGCCAAAAGCCCUACGCCUGUGACCUGUGCCCCGCCAAAUUCACCCAGUUCGUUCACUUGAAGUUGCACAAGAGGUUACACACGAACGAAAGGCCUUACACCUGCCAAGGUUGCGACAAGAAGUACAUCAGCGCGAGCGGACUUAGGACGCAUUGGAAGACGACCAGUUGCAGGCCGAACAAUAUCGAGGAUGAGCUCGCCCUUGCCGCGGCCGUUGGCUCGCCGACGUAUUACGAGUACGGCCCGGAUAUGAACGUCGGAAAUAUGCCGAAGGAAUGCGAAUUGGAGCACAUCGAUAAUUACGAGAGGCACGGAUCCACUCACGGCCCGCACUCCACGUCUCUCCACAACUUGGAGAAUUCCGUGGGGCGGCCAAGCGUCAUAGAGACCUCCCAGCCUCAUAUAAUCGAGUGCACCUAAAAAUGGGGGUAUGAGCCCUUUCGCUCAAACGCAAAAUCCAGCCGUGGAAUAGUAAACGAGUUGCUCACGACAAACGAAAACGAUGUUACCCUCGUGAGAUGGCAGUGAGAGCCAUACUCACGAUUCCACGAUUCCCUUCGAAAUGGGAAAAUCGGAGGAAAAUGUUUUUCGAAAAUGUGCUUUUCCUUCGUUUCACUCGUCGCGUGAGAAAAGCAGCGUGUAAGAGAAGAAACGUGUGCACAGAGAUGAUCGUCGUGACGCGAUCGAAAAUGUGAGUGAGAUUACGUGCAACAAAUCAUUCGAAAUUGUUGAAGGGAAAAAGGAGAAAAAAAAAAAAAAAGAAAAAGAAAGAAACUGUUGUUGCUUGGUUAUUGUUAACGCGAAGGAAUUCAAAGCUUUUAGUAGAUAACACUUCUUGAAAGCUGGUUAUACUUUUUACGUACGUCAAACGUAACGCGAAACGUAGUUCGAUUUCUCUGACGAGGGUGGAAGAAUCGACGAGAUUCCAGCUACGAGCAUACAAAAGUUCCUUCCUUGUAAAUACUCGUUUCUAUAUUUUUUCUAUGGUAGCGCCACCAACGAAAACGCGAAUCAAGAGAGAAAGAAAGAAAGAAAGAAAGAAAGAAAGAAAAAA
Messenger RNA from Apis dorsata (giant honeybee), 3570 nucleotides. It is a transcript of the gene Blimp-1, whose product is annotated as PR domain zinc finger protein 1. The transcript has 9 exons. Gene Ontology annotation, cellular component: nucleus; cytoplasm. The coding region runs from base 954 to 2936 and encodes 660 amino acids. The record is from RefSeq and is a predicted model, not a curated record. Gene Ontology annotation, biological process: cell fate commitment; regulation of transcription by RNA polymerase II. Gene Ontology annotation, molecular function: DNA-binding transcription repressor activity, RNA polymerase II-specific; RNA polymerase II cis-regulatory region sequence-specific DNA binding; histone deacetylase binding. NCBI's taxonomy places the organism in Eukaryota, Metazoa, Arthropoda, Insecta, Hymenoptera, Apidae.